AUGUCUGCCUCAACCAAGACAGAAGCUGCCAGUGCCUCUCAGGCCUCCACCGUACCCCAAACGCAGGUCACCCUUGGAUCGAAGGUGAUCGCAAUUACCGGUGCAAACCGGGGAAUCGGCCUAGGAAUCGCAGAAUGUUGUCUGUCCAACGGCGCAGAAAGAGUCUACUCCAUCGAUAUCGGCGAGACGGGUGAAGAGUUUCUUGCACUCUCGCAGCGUUAUCCGGGAAAGCUCCACGCAUUGAACGCAAACGUGACGGAGGAAGACACAAUCACAGCAGCCGUCGAGAAGAUCAUUGAAGAAGCCGGCGCAUUACACGGCAUGGUAGUAAAUGCGGGACGGACACACCAUAAGGCAGCUCUGGACUUCACAAAGGAAGAGAUUGAGAACUUGUUCAAUGUCAACCUCUUCGGGGCGUUUUACACAGCGCGGGCGGCUGCACGUGCCUUUAUCAAAUUGGGCAUUAAGGGUUCUAUCGUCUUUACAGCUUCAAUGGCUUCAUACCGCCCUAAUAAGGCAAGUAGUACCUUUCUACCCUCCACCCCAUACGGUGCCUCAAAAGCGGGCGUUCGCAACAUGACUCAUACCCUUGCUAUGGAAUGGGCUCAAUACGGUAUUCGCGUGAACAGUGUUUCUCCGGGCCUAGUAAAGACCGCCAUGACAUAUUGGGUGCCUCAGCAGCCGGACUGGGAGCAGCAGCUGAAGUACUAUGGCGGAUUUCCUAGACUCGCCGAGGUACAGGAGCUCGGUGGUGCAUAUGUUUACCUCCUGAGCGAUGCGGCUAGUUACACGACAUCCAUCGACAUCCCUGUUAAUGGUGUUAUUGGCAGUGAGUAUUCCAGCUGCUCAUUCAUAUGA
This is a messenger RNA of Aspergillus oryzae RIB40, 858 nucleotides long. RefSeq lists its product as uncharacterized. Gene Ontology annotation, molecular function: oxidoreductase activity, acting on NAD(P)H, oxygen as acceptor. Gene Ontology annotation, cellular component: intracellular anatomical structure. The coding region runs from base 1 to 858 and encodes 285 amino acids. The transcript has 3 exons. The record is from RefSeq and is a predicted model, not a curated record. NCBI's taxonomy places the organism in Eukaryota, Fungi, Ascomycota, Eurotiomycetes, Eurotiales, Aspergillaceae.